Molecule: messenger RNA, 5991 nt
Organism: Sphaerodactylus townsendi
Lineage: Eukaryota; Metazoa; Chordata; Lepidosauria; Squamata; Sphaerodactylidae
Gene: COL20A1
Product: collagen type XX alpha 1 chain
Exons: 38
Coding region: 132-4181 (1349 amino acids)
Molecular function (GO): protein binding
Source: RefSeq, a predicted model, not a curated record
CUUCCAAAAGGAAAAAAAAAGACAGAGAAAAAAACUCUCCAAGGCAGCAGACAAGCCUCUGGCUUCUUUCCUGGGAUAUUAAGAAUGUGCUCAGAUUCUUCGGACCAUCCCAGCCAACGUUGGGGAGAACCAUGCAAAGAAACAAGGUCACCCUGUUGGCUCGUGGGCUCUUCUGGAUUCCCUGCAUGAUGCUUGUGAGUCACAUCAUUUUGCAGGUGUGUGGUCAAGGAUCGAACCGGUUGAAGCUGACAGUCCUGUCAGAAGACAGACUGCAGAUGAAAUGGAAAGAGACAGAAGGAAACACGAAUGGGUACAAAGUCCGUGUGAAACCCAUGGCAGGAGAUUCAGAACAGGAAGUCAUGCUCAAAACCAGGAUUGCCAAAGCAACGGUGGGGGGGUUGAGCCCCACAAAGGAAUACUCUCUGCAGAUCUACAUCCUAAAUGGUUCUCAAGAGGCCCUCUUCAUCAAGAGGCGGUUUGUGAUUGAAGAACUAAAAAACUUCUCCCAAGUUAGAAGUAACAGAAGGAACCCAACUAGUGCCCCAGAAAAGACAGAGAUGUUUCUGGGGACUACAGCUGCCGAAUACCUCCUGGAGACAGAAGCCACCUUCCCACCUACCAGUGAAACCCUGAUAAGAAAGGAUGAGCCAGACAAGAAAAGGCCAAAAGCGGGCGUGCCCAAAGACGGGAUUGAAAAUGUGCCCAUUGCAGAGCCGACAGCAAUGCUGGCGUCCCCAACAGCCGUGAAGAUAACGCUGCUCCCAAGUCCGAUAGAAUUCGAAAUAGACCAUCUUGCCCAAGAGAAAACUGCCAGGGAAAACUUAAGGAGAGUUUUUCCCUUUCAGUGUGACUCCUCUGCAAUGACUGACAUCAUCUUUCUGGUGGACGGCUCGUGGAGUAUCGGCCGCAACAAUUUCAGGCUCAUCAGAGAAUUCCUGGCUGCCUUGGUUACACCGUUCAACAUCGCUCAGGACAAGAUCCGAGUAGCGAAAUGCUUUUCUAGUGAGACCCAGACCCUGCGGGGUCUGAUGAAAUUCCUCAGGGGCUGUGAUCCAGUAAAAACUGCCCCAGCAAGCAGCGGGGCCCACCUGAGCCCAAGCAACCUGGUUGUAAAAGAGGUGACUUCCAGAAGCGUCCACCUCAUCUGGAAGCCUCCAGUGAUACCACCCAAGAAGUACAGGGUAGUUUACUACCCAUCUAGGGGCGGGAUCCCUAAAGAGGUCGUUUUAGAUGGUUCCUCCACCUCUGCACAGCUCUGCAAUCUUACCUCCCACACCGAAUAUCUGGUUUCAGUAUUUCCCAUUUAUGAGAAUGCUGUUGGAGACGGGCUCCGAGGAAUCACCUCAACACUACCUCUGUCUGCUCCCCGUUCCCUCCGAGCAUCCGAGAUCAGCCACAACAGCAUAAAACUCACCUGGCAGCCAGCAGAUGGCGCUACGCAGUACCUGGUCCUUUGUUCUUCGGCACCCAAUGGAGCAACUGAUGAUACGAAAGAGGUGAAAGUCGUAGAACCUGAAGUUCUGCUUGGAGAUUUAUCACCCAGUACAGAAUAUUCGCUAGCUGUGUAUGCAAUGUACGGAGAAGAUGCUAGCGACCCUGCAAGUAUUCAGGAAACAACCUUGGCCCUGAGCCCUCCACCGCGCCUGAGUUUCUCAGAUAUCAGCCAUGGCUCAGUCAGGGUUAACUGGGAGGUGACAUCGCGAGCUGUGAAAACUCACCAGGUGACAUAUAUGUCCAGCAGAGGGAGCAACACUGGCGAGUUGGAGGUUCCUGGCAACGUUUCCUCUGCUGUGCUGAUGCCUCUGUCAUCCCUGACAAAAUAUUUUGUCAGCGUGACUUCCAUUUACAAUGAAGGCACUUCCUUUCCAGUUACGGGCAACUUUACUACGUUAAAGGUGCCACCACCGAGCCACUUGAAGGUCACAGAGCUCUCGGGAAGCGAGAUCCGGCUGGAGUGGGAAGCAAUCGCGGCAUCCGAUGUCGUCGUCUACCAGAUCAAAUGGAACGUGCUCGGUGAAGGGAGGUCGCAGGAGCUGUCUGUUGCUGGAAACUUGGCUGCCGCUGUUCUGCCCGGUCUGAAAAAGAACACCGAAUACCAGAUAUCGAUUUGGGCGUAUUACAAGGACGGGGCUCGGAGCGAUACCGUCUCUGUUCGGCACAGGACCACUGCCAAGAAUCCGCCUGUGGCAAUCUUUGUGGAUUCGGAAACCCCCAACAGCCUGCAGGUCCACUGGAGUCCCCCAGAUGGCGCAGUUCAGCACUACAGAAUCACCUACGCUCCAGAAACAAGCCCGAACGGCCAGGAGAUGAUAGUGCUUCCAGGUAAAAGCCGGGCUGUUACUCUUCACUCACUCCUUCCUGGCACGAGGUACACAGUGACUAUUUUUGCAGUGUAUGCCACAGGAGAGAGCGAUCCUAUCUCUGCAACUGGCCAGACAGCCUCAACCUUGGCCAGGCUGCCCCUAUCAAGAGGAUCGGUCCCUUUCAAAGCUGAUGGCUGUCCCGGUCUUGACUCAGCAGAAGGGUCUCUACAAGGGUAUGACCUGAUGGAAGCAUUUGGGCUCAGGGAAAAAGAGUAUGCCUCCAUUAAAGGUGUGGCCCUGGAGCCGUACAUCUUCCUUGGGACUCACACGUACACCCUCUACAGAGAUAUCCAGCUGACCCGUCAAACAAGCGAAGUGUUCGCAUCUGGGAUUCCAAGCGAAUACACGGUCACCUUCCUACUCCGACUUCUGCCAGAGAGCCCCAGGGAAUCCUUUGCUGUGUGGCAGGUGACGGAUGAAGACUUCCAGCCGCUUCUUGGCAUCGUGCUCGAUCCCAACAAGAAAUCCUUGACCUAUUUCAGGCGUGACUACGAUGCUGAUAUCGAAGAAGUCACCUUUGACCAACAGGAUGUGAAGAAGCUGUUCUACGGGAGCUUCCACAAGGUGCACGUAUCUGUGAGCCAUUCCAGGGUCAAACUCUACAUCGACUGCAAGAAAAUAGCCGAGAAGGCGCUCGGAGCUUCAGAGACGGUCUCGACUGCUGGCUUCGUUAUGCUGGGGAAACUGACGAGGACACGAGGACCACGGAGCGGAUCGGCUGCAUUCCAGCUGCAGUCGUUGAGGAUUGUGUGCAGCAGUUUGUGGGCUGAAGAAGACCGAUGUUGUGAGGUCCCAGCACUGAGGGAUGAAGAGGUCUGUCCCAGCUUCCUUCCUUCCUGCACCUGUACGUCGGGAAUUCCAGGAGUCCCGGGACCCCCAGGGCCUCCAGGCAGUCCUGGAAGGAGAGGACCGCAGGGCGAACAAGGAGAGCCGGGCCCCAAGGGUGCACCGGGCCCACCUGGACAGGUUGGCCCAGAAGGGCCAGGAGGACAGCAGGGGACACCAGGGUCCGAGGGGUUAGCUGUACAGGGCCCCAUCGGGCCACCAGGUGUUAAAGGCGACAAAGGAGACAGUGGAAACCCAGGGAUUCAGGGUAUUAUGGGCCCCCAGGGAGCUCCAGGGAAGGAUGGAAUUCAAGGAGCCAAGGGCGUCCGGGGCCUCGAAGGCACCGCUGGACCACCGGGACCGCCAGGACCGAGGGGUUUCCAAGGAAUAGCUGGAGCAAGGGGCAGCCCGGGGGAGAAGGGCCCCCCAGGAGAAGUUGGCCCGACGGGGCUGCCUGGGCCAAAAGGGGAAAGGGGAGAGAAAGGUGAACCACAAUCCAUGGCCACCAUCUAUCACCUGGUCAACCAGGCCUGCGAGCGUCUGAUACAGUCACAUGUUUUGAAGUUCGAUUCAUUCAUCCAUGAACACACAAGGAAACCUGCUCCCAUGUGGGAGGACAAAUUGAAGGCAGGAGAGCCCGGACCCCCAGGUCUUCCUGGACCCCCUGGCAUGAAAGGAGAAAGGGGGGAAGUGGGGAUGCCGGGCCAGCCAGGCAGAGAUGGAUAUCCGGGAGAACGAGGUUCUCCGGGACCCAAGGGGGAAAAAGGUUAUUCGGGGCCUAGCGUGGACGGCUUACAAGGACCGAGAGGUUUGGCAGGCCCGGUGGGGGAAACACCACUCGGUAAGCAGGGACCCAAAGGAGCUUCUGGAAACACGGGUUCCCCUGGGUUUCCCGGAGCUAGAGGCCAGUCCGGAGAACUUGGGCCCGAUGGCGGAUGCAUCACUUCUGAUUGCUACGAGGAGAUCCUAAGAGAUGCAGCGUCGAUCCCCUGAUGAGUGGGGGACAGGCUGUGGCCGCCCUUUCCAACCUCCCCGUGGAAACAUCUGUUUACAGAAAGGACCUCGGCGAUUCGGAGAUCUGUGUUUUCCUCCCCCUAUGGCACCAUUUUUGUCUACUUGUUUCUUUGAGCAAAAUCAUCCAGCAGUCGACAAAUGACGCCCGAGUGGGCCUCUCUGUCUUGCGCCCCCACAACCCUUCCAGCCCCUGCCUCAAUUUCUUCAUCUCUUGCGCUCGCACACGGUCUGCAAGGGCGGCCAAAACGCCACCGUCAAGAGGACAGAUCUGAAAUAUCACCAUGGAGCAUUCGAUGCAAUCCAGACUUAUUCAGUUCUGUGUGAGCCGGCGUUGCUGCAGCCCUGAUUGUACCUUUAGGUUCAUCGGCAAUCACGCCCGUCAAUAUCUUUGCAGGGUUUCCUUCGAGGUGUAUGUAACGGUGGCUUAACCGGGUUGUAUGUUAGAAGCUAAAUGUAGUCCUCCCUAAUCGAAGAAUUUCUGAGCAAGGGGCAGAUGUUCAGAGGCGUAUCUAGGAAAACUGGAGCCCAGGAACAAAAUCUGAAUUUUCCACCUGCCCCCUGCAGGUCCCCAGGUCUACCACCCGGAGCCCAGGUCUACCUCCCGGAGCCUUCACUGGCAUCCAGGUCUACUGCCUGGAACUUGCUCCAGCAUCCAGGUCGCCUGGCUGGAGCCUGCACCGGCACCCAAGUCUACUGCUCUGAGCUGGUGCUGGUGCCCAGGUCUAUGUGUGCCUGGGUACAUAGGUUACCCCAUGUCCCUAUAGGUCAGUGGUGGCGAACCUUUGGCACUCCAGAUGUUAUGGACUACAAUUCCCAUCAGCUCCUGCCUGCAUGGCUAAUUGGCCAUGCUGACAGGGGCUGAUGGGAAUUGUAGUCCAUAACAUCUGGAGUGCCAAAGGUUUGCCACCACAGCUAUAGGUGGUACUCCCCUGCAGAUGUUACUGAAACGGCGACUGGUUGUUUUCUUUCCUGAAAACAGUUUGAAACCAAGACCAACAGAGCACUAUGCAGGGCAAGUAAACUCAUGGACAACCAGUACUGGAUUUCAAUCAGUUUAUUGAUUACAUGCAGAGGGAAAAUAUCUCAUUCAUUCUCUCAACCACCAAUCCCUUCACUGAAUUGAUCACGUCCAGUAAGGGUAAGGAUGAGAGAUGUGGCAGCGCUGGCUAACCAGGCACGCCGCCCUCAGAAAUUCCCUUCUUAUAGGCCCCUUCCGCACGUGCAGAGUAAUGCACUUUCAAUUCACUUUCACAAUUGUUUGCAAGUGGAUUUCGCUAUCCUCCACAGUAAAACCCAGCUGCAAAGUGCAUUGAAAGUGGAUUGAAAGUGCAUUGUUCUGCAUGUGCGGAAAGGGCCGUACUCUCUUUUUUGGCUCUCGUUAUGACGUAUUCUCGGAUACGACUCUUGAUAUGACGUAUUUUGGCUCUUGAUAUGACGUAUUCUCGGAGAUCGUUGUUCAAGAAGUUUCCCUUCAGUUAUCACAGCCAGCCUCCUUUUACUUAUCUGCAACACAACUUGUUCUUUCACAAAGUUAUUCCGCUCAGUUGUCCAUGUCAGUUCUUUUACUGCAAACCGCAUGGUUUUCCUUUUUCCUGGAUUAUCUCGCUCAGCUCGCCAGGACCGUCAAGCGACGUUGCUCUCCACUUGCAACGUUCUCUUCAGUGUGCCUUCAGUAAACUAGGCCCAACAUUCAUUACACAGAGAAGCCAAUCCCUAGGAACGAGGGGGUGGCAUUGCCCGCCAGCCAGCAAAGGGGACAGUUUUUAUACUAUUAAAAAUCUUACUUCUA